GUACUGUUAGUACAUAGUGAGGAUAACGAGAUGAAGCCCAAAACAGGGUUCCUGUCUCUUGCUGAAGAACUUUUGUUUUACAUUCUGAGCUUCCUUCCUUACCGAGAUAUUCUUCGGUGUACAUCUAUAUGUAGAACCCUUCGCAAGACGUACUUGUCCUCCUCCGAACUUCAGUACAUCGUUGAAAUAAGUGGACAACAGUUGCUCGCUAUCCCCAACACGGACAAUAGCAUACCUAUUUCUAAGCGUCUGCAACUUUUGAGAGACAAAGCUCACGCAUGGUUCAAGGUUGACACCCACUCUUUCGAAACGGUCACCAUAAUAAGGGCACCGCUAUCUCGAGAAAACAUUGUUGCUAAUGGGCAUUUCUGCUUGUGGAACACACACGAAGAUACGGCCAUGAUUUUUCCGAUACUUCCAAAGCCCUCACAACAGUCAAUCCAGCGAAACUGGCUUCCAGGAACGUUGUGUUCGGUUCCACACUCAUACAACCUUGAUGUUUUUAUGGACCCAGCACAAAACCUGAUCGCUGUCGCUUAUGUUGUUCAUCGCAAGACCGUCUAUAUUAACCUUGGAGCCCUAGAUGGUGAUGGCGUUCACCCUCAGGCUGCUGGAGAGAGACUGUUUCUGUCGGACGACUCGGAAAACCACUCUGAAACGACAAAUGCGAAGCUCAAAGGUUUUGGGAGGCAUAUCGCUCUGUCGCGUUGCUUGGAUGAUGAAAAUUGGACUUCGUUGGACAGUGUGUGGCAGCUGCAGAUUUGGGACUGGAAAUACUCGACAACAUCCAGUAGCAUCCUCAGUGGUGCAGUACCCAACCGAUCCCGCGCCACAAUUGAUUUCUGUUUCCUCGGCAACAAUCGACUACUGGUUAUAACCGAUAACUUGAAUCUCUAUUCAAUUGAGAACAUGUCCCAGACGCCGGAAUUGCUGGCAUGUUUCCUGAUGCCCAUCCCAUUGAUGCUACGAUGCCUUUCUCCGAUAGAUGAUAUUGGGUAUAGCUCACAGCCGCAUAUGCAAGCCCAAGCGACGAUGUGCACUUCAGACCCUACACAUCGACUCAUAUGCUUUACUGUGCUUUCUACUCGUGCCGGUUUAUUUUUCAGUACUCAAGUCUUCAUCAUUUCCACGAGGAUUUUCUUCGACCUUAACGAAAUGGUAGCAGCAACGCCAAUACCAUGGCAACAUUGGGGCCCUUCAAAUACUCGUAUCUUCCGGCACCCAUCUCAUUUCAAAAUUCACAUUAACGGAAAUCGAGUCUUGCAGACACUCCCUGUCGGCACGCACAACUCGCAGUUUAUAUUACAUCUAAUGGACUUUAGCCCGUUAGCUGUGACAAACAGGCGGGGUCUGGGACGAGUGGUGAAAGAGCCGUCCACGACAUACAUCAGUGCCGGUGGAUUUGGAGAGAGCUUGACAACAUCUCUGCCUUACGUCCAGGUCCUAUUUUCGGACAGAAAGUUUGAUUGUGCUAAUUCAGAGUUGGAGGACAUGUGGAUCGACAAGGAGAGGAUUUAUGUGCUCACUGCAGACGUGGAACGCGCGACGUUCGAUGGCGAUCCGAAUUUACUAACAAGCCCUAUUGACAAACUUGAGGCCAUUGACGUCUAGCCUAACUUACAUGUACCUAGACUCGUCUCGUUC
Messenger RNA from Suillus discolor, 1644 nucleotides. RefSeq lists its product as uncharacterized. The coding region runs from base 31 to 1611 and encodes 526 amino acids. Gene Ontology annotation, molecular function: protein binding. Lineage: Eukaryota; Fungi; Basidiomycota; Agaricomycetes; Boletales; Suillaceae. The transcript is spliced from 3 exons. The record is from RefSeq and is a predicted model, not a curated record.